UUUCCAUUCUUCUGCUUUCUUUCGUUGCUGUUGUAUCGCGUCUGCGUGCCUUGCGUGAGCUAGGGUUUUCAACCGAGUCGCUAAAACCUUCUUCGCCUCCUUCGACGGCGUUCCUUCUGUCGAAUCGGAAGUCGCGAAAGUUCGCUUCUUCUUGUUGGAUCGGACGUAGCGACGGGAGCUCGCUUCCUGUGAAAGUAACUAUCUUCUUCAGCCAAAUCCCCUAAAUCCGCCGAACUCCAGGAUUCCGUAAAUCUACCGGCUGCUUAAAUCCUGUUCAUAAAUCCUACUUAAAUCCUGCAUAAAUACUGUUGUCAGCCCCAUAAUAUCCCACCUUCCUUCAUCUUCUGCAAUCAACCACUAGCCACAAUGGCUGCGGACACGCUGCCUCGGCCCAUGAAAAUCGCUGAGGCCACCUACCACAUCCAAUUAUUCCUCAUCGAAUGCCCUUCAUGCUCCACUGAACAGCUUCUCACUGCUGGUUAUCUCCUGUCCCGCCCAGAUUAUCAGGACAUUGUUGUCGAGCGCUCCAUCGUGGGCUUCUGUGGCUACCCUCUUUGUCAUAACCGUCUUCCUUCUGUGGACCGCAAUCGCCAUGCCCGAUUCAAAGUCUCUCUUCGAGAUCAGCGUAUCUACAACCUCGAAGAGACCUAUAAAUACUGCUCCGAAGCUUGCCAGGUCCGUAGCAUGGCAUUCUCCAAGAGCCUCAGCACGGAACGUGCAUGUGAUCUGAAUCAAGCAAGAAUUGAGCAAGCCCUCAGGUUGUUUGGGAAUUUGGAUGUUGGAGGCGAGGAAUUCGAGGAUGAAGGAGAUGUGGGGAUUAAGAGUUUGAGCAUUAAGGAGAAAGGGGUUGCUGGAGCAGGUGAAGUUUCUUUAAAUGAGUGGAUUGGGCCAGCGAAUGCUAUCGAGGGAUAUGUGCCCCAACGUGAUAGAAUCACAGAUUCUGGGUUAAACAUUAUACCUCAACAACAUUUUGGGAAGAAGAUUGAGGGUGCUAGAGAUAGUCGAGCACCAUUUGCUAGUAGUAGUCUGCUUGUGGGUAAUGAGUCUAAUGAAAUUCAUUUAAAAGAAUCUUCUAAUGUUAAAUUGCCGAGAGCUAAAAAAAGAGAUGCAAACAAUGCAGAUAAGAAAAAAAAGUCAAAGAAAACUGCAUCAAAGACAUCCAAACUUAAAUUGAAAAAAAAUCCAGAUGAUUAUGGGCAUGGUAAUAUGGAUUUCACAAGCAGUGUAAUUGUCGGGACUGGAUUUGAUGAUCAUAAUGCUUUGUCUCUCACAGGACAGGAUAUUUCAGAAGUGAUAGCUAAACAGUUGGAAAAUGUGGUCCUUGAAGAGAAGAAAAUUGAAAAAAAAGUUGGUAUAUCAAAACCAUCUAGAUUCAAAGAUCAUAAAAAAUUAGAAGAUGCAACAAAUGAAAAAGUUCUUUCAAAGGAGAUUAAUGGAGUAUUGGUUGAUGUUUGCUUUGGAGAGGAGUCAGACAAAACUGCAGUUAAUAUAUCUAAUUAUGAAGAAUUUUCAGAAAAGAAGGCUUCAUCAAAUGAAACUAUGGUUAUGGAACUUGAAGACAAAAUUUCUUCAGCGAAGAAGGAAAUAUCAAAGGAGAAAUUGCUUAAGUCUUGCUUAAAGAAUUCAGGAUCCAGAGUUGGAGACCAUUAUGUUAAAUGGGCUGAUGAGAAAAGAAAUGCAUCUUUUGAGGAUAAAAUGACCAUACCUCAAGAAUCAUCAGAAGAACUAUUUGAUAGCUCUGUACGUAUUGCAUCAGCUGAGGUUUGUGCUGUUGCACUCACCCAGGCUGCAGAGUCUGUUGUAUCCGGAAAAGCUGAAGUUGGGGAUGCGGUUUUAGAGGCUGGAAUUUUAAUCUUACCACAAUUACAAUGCCUCGAAGGAGAAAGGGUAGAUGAUGAGAAUAUUUUCAAAUUUGAUCAAGGUAUAGUAAAAUGGCCUAAGAAGACAGUGCUUUUAGACACCAAUAUGUUUGAGGUCGAAGACUCAUGGCAUGAUACACCACCAGAAGGUUUCAGCCUAAAUCUAUCACCAUUUGCAACAAUGUGGAUGGCACUGUUUGGAUGGAUAACUUGUUCUUCAUUGGCAUAUAUAUAUGGACAUGAUGAAAGCUCCUAUGAAAAUUUCAUGCUUAUUAAUGGAAAGGAGUAUCCAAGAAAGGUAAUCAUGAGUGAUGGGAAGUCAUUAGAAAUAAGGCAGAUACUGGAUGGCUUCAUUUGUCGUACCUUGUCUGUUGUUGUCAAGGAUCUAAGCCUACCAGUAUCAGUUUCAACCUUGGAAAAGUUCAUGGGCUGCUUGCUGAACACAAUGUCUUUUAUGGAUGCAAUACCUUCCUUCAAAAUUAGACAAUGGCAGGUCAUUGUACUUCUGUUUAUUGAAGCCCUUUCUGUUCAUAGACUUCUGGUUCUGGCUCCGCACUUGAUGAGCAGGGGUACACAACUCGAACAGAUGCUUAAUCCUGCUCAAAUUAGCUAUGAGGAGUAUGAAAGUAUGAGAGAUCUCAUACUUCCGCUUGGCAGAUCAACUGAAUUCUCCAUAUAGAACAAUAUAGUGAGACUCUGUAGCUUUUGGUGAUGAAACUGUACAACUGUUUAGAUCAAAUGUGGGAAAGUGGUUGAGCAAUUUUGUGUUGUUUAUUUGUAUAAAUUUUGUAAAACUUUGUUCUAUUUUUGAUAACCCUCCAAGCACCUAUUUUUCUAUCUGACAUCAAAUAGUGAGAUCCAAUUUGUUUAAAAAAUUGCUUCA
Messenger RNA from Dendrobium catenatum, 2742 nucleotides. RefSeq names its product putative RNA polymerase II subunit B1 CTD phosphatase RPAP2 homolog. The transcript is spliced from 6 exons. Gene Ontology annotation, cellular component: cytoplasm; nucleus. The record is from RefSeq and is a predicted model, not a curated record. Lineage: Eukaryota; Viridiplantae; Streptophyta; Magnoliopsida; Asparagales; Orchidaceae. The coding region runs from base 367 to 2538 and encodes 723 amino acids. Gene Ontology annotation, molecular function: RNA polymerase core enzyme binding; RNA polymerase II CTD heptapeptide repeat phosphatase activity.